CGGACCUCGGUGCCUGCAAGUUCUUUAUAAAGUAUCCACGGUUUCCAGGUGACACUGUAGCCAAUCGGAAUCCGGGUAGCCAUGGAGAAAACACAGAGAAAUCUGCCUUUUCAGCAGGAAGCCUUUCUGGAAAAGGAUUAUGAAAGCCAAUUGGAGAAAAUAUUGGAACAGAUAGAAGAGUACAACCAUCCAAUGAGGUGCAGGAUACUGGAGCAGCUGCUGAUUCGCAGUCAGUUUUCUCAGAUCCAGUUGCUGUGGACUAUUCUCCAGCCAGUCUGUCACAGGGACUUCAUGUACACCGCUAGAAUGGCUUUUCCUGAGUUCCAGCUGAGUCCCAUCAGCACCGAGUUCAGCCGUAGGCUCAGCAGGUGGUUUAAAGGUGGGCGGAUGGGUCGGCUUUUCCGGGUCCCCAGUGUCUUUCUGAGAGAUCUGGAUGACGUGAGGAGAUUCACCUCGAACGGUCAACACACACAAGAGCAAACAGAGAGGCUGGGGACUGGUCCAGUGAAAGAGUACGAAGAACAGCGAAUCAGAUUACCCAAAUUAUGUAGCCAGGAGGAUUUUCUGAAAAACAGAUCUGAACCCCAGCUAGAUGCCCUUCCCUGCUGUGAAGACCUCCGCCUAGCACAGAGGACAUUCAUGUGGUCACAGGAGGUAAACCCUAGUCAUGAGCAGAUGAUCUUUCUAAAAAAGGGGAAGAAAGUUUUACCUCGAAGAAGAGUUAGUCCCAAGCCUGGACAGAUUAUUGAAAUGUAUGAACAUCAGUGGAAUGAUGCACAAAGGAAUCACCUGCUCAAGAAACUAUUACUGCUUUUGGAUUUAAGGCAGCAUUAUUAUAUUUUGACAUUUUUAACAGUAAAGUGCUAUCGGGAUUUUAUUGGUCUUCUUCCAAAGAAGCUGUCCCUAAAGAUUUUGUCUUUUCUGUCUCCAAGAGAACUCCUCUUGACUAGCCAGGUUUGUAAAACAUGGUAUAAACGUUGCGGCAGCAAUCGCUUGUGGCAGAUCAAGUGCAAGGAGUCUACAGUGGGGAUCCCUGUGAUAGAGCAGGCUGAAAGUUGGAAGAGGGUCUUUAAGAAUGAUUACUGUCUGAGACAGAACUGGAAAAGAGGAAGGUGUUACACAGUGGAGCUGAAAGGCCACACAGCAGUAGUUUGCUGUGUGGCUGUUUGUGAUAAGUAUGUGGCCAGUGGAAGUAAAGACAAAACUAUUUGUGUGUGGCUUUUGCACAAUGGAAACCAUGUCCAGACUCUGGAAGGUCACAGAAAAGGAGUCUGGGGACUGCAGUUCUUUACAGAGAACCUCCUAGUUAGUUCAUCCUAUGACUCUUCCAUCAAGAUCUGGAACAUAAGACUGGGUGCCUGUGUAAGGACAUUAACUGCACACAGUGGUCCUGUCUGGUCAAUUGUGCUGAGAAGCAAUAUACUUCUUAGUGGAUCUCAAGACAAAACAGCCAAUGUGUGGGAUUUAAGACACUGCAAGCUGCUUCAGACUUUAGUGGGCCACACUAAGGCCAUAUUUGCUGUUGAUCAAGACCUAGAGACAAAUAAAUCUUUCACAGGAUCUGCUGAUAAGAGUAUCCGAAUCUGGGAUUGGACAUCUGGCAAUUGUUUGAAGGUGUUGUGGCCAUCUGUGGAGGUGGAAGGCCCACUGGACAUUAUCACUGGUCUGUCUUAUGACAGAGGGUUCCUUGCUUGCAGUGCCAGCACUACAGUUUGGCUGUACUCCACUGAAACUGGGAAGUGCCUUCACAUCUAUGAGCCUCACAAGAAGAGGAUUGAGGCAGUGCAGCUCAGAAUGAUCCAGCCUGAUGAAGUCAAAGGAGUCCUGAUGUCUGCUGCCCAGGAUGGACUGCUGAAAUAUUGGGAUCUCUCUGACUACCAGUCCAAUGUGCAGACUCUGAAAGGUCAUUCUUCUGCAGUAAAGUGCUUGGUGUUUGAUGAAGAAAGGAUCAUCUCUGGCUCACAAGACAAUACUAUCCGGAUCUGGAACUUCGGUGAUAUUCUCUCAGGGAGCCAAAACAAAAGAGUCCGCCACAGAUCUCAGUGGGAUACAGCACAGCGGCUGAAAACAUAGUGCUAAUCAGUGUCGAAACUUAAUUGUCUAUCAUAAAUUUU
Molecule: messenger RNA, 2114 nt
Organism: Lepisosteus oculatus (spotted gar)
Lineage: Eukaryota; Metazoa; Chordata; Actinopteri; Semionotiformes; Lepisosteidae
Source: RefSeq, a predicted model, not a curated record